This is a messenger RNA of Fusarium oxysporum Fo47, 1287 nucleotides long. RefSeq lists its product as uncharacterized. The transcript is spliced from 5 exons. NCBI's taxonomy places the organism in Eukaryota, Fungi, Ascomycota, Sordariomycetes, Hypocreales, Nectriaceae. The record is from RefSeq and is a predicted model, not a curated record. The coding region runs from base 1 to 1287 and encodes 428 amino acids.
AUGAACAGCAGCCCGGUGGGCGAUAACACUAGGGUCUACAUCGCGGCCGCCAACACUGCCGGCAUCUCCGGUGGUAAGGACAUUCCGCCGGUGUGCACCAACUGGGGAAUUUAUCAGUAUGCCGACUUCUUGCUGGAUCCCACCAACCCCAACUGGGUCGCCAGCAAGGUCGCUCGCUACUCUGAUGCCCUCAACAUGACAUUGCAGACCCUAGAGCCGGGCGAGGGCGGUGAUACAUCUCCCGACGCAUGGGACAGGUUGAACAAGGCCAAGGAGAGGUUGCAGAUCUACAAGAAGGAAAUGGACGAGGCCAAGAAGCAGGCCAUGGAGGAUUUCAAGGAAGAUGAUAACCCGGACAAGCCCCAAUUUUUCGCUCAGUGGGCCCCUCUGAACGCCAACGCUUACCUGGUUGCAGUACAGAACUGGGAGGGCGCUGCCAACGAAGUCCAGAUGCGAACCAACGCCAUUGGCGGUUCUGGUUCUGCUCUGCUGGCCGAAGCCAUGAAACGGGCUGCCAACGGAACGAACACACUGACCGAAUUGAAAGGAUUCAAUAUGAAGGCUAGCAUUCAGUCGGUCACCUACGAUGCCAGUGGAAGGCCAAUCAUUCCUGACCCCCUCGUAACCCAAUAUGUACCCCAGUACUCCAUCCAGGGCUAUGCAUCUCUACUCGACGGCUGGGUCGCCAACUCAAACCAGAAGCCGUCCGAGUUCGGGAUCAACCUAUCCACCGGCCAGAAAUCUUCUUACAAAGAUAUUGGUUUCACUGAGGCACAGGGAAAUGCGUCUUUCAGCCGAUUUCCCGUGUUUGGCUUCUAUACCAGUGGAGGCGGACGAGUCGAGCACUCGAACUUCGACAUGAGCUCGAACGCCAAGGAUGUGGAUGUCAAGCUUAAGAUCAAGCACUACAAGACAGUCCCCUUCGAGCCCGGUGCCUGGAACGUCGAUGUCAACGGCCUCAUAGCCAAGCUGGGGGCUAAGGCUCCGGCCAUGUUCCAGAAGGUGCGCCCCACGCAGAUGCUUAUCGCUCAGGGCGUCAGCAUGGAGAUCACCUUCAGUGGCGAUGCCAAGACGGCCUUUGACAAGGACUACAGGAAGACGGUUCAAGGUGGCGGCGGCGUUAGCAUUUUCGGAUUCCGCAUUGGUGCCUCCGGCUCCUCCUCCGAGGAGAACGCGUCUCACGGUAACACUUGGGACGCCAGCUCCGGCGUCCUCACUAUCAACGCCGAGAACUCUCGAGCGUCCGCUAAUGUGCUGGCCGUCAUGGGCGAGAUUGUCAGCGCUUAG